AUAUAACAGUUUUGUUAGAGGGCUAUCGAUAAAUUUAUUAAAUACCAAAUAAAUAUACCUUUUUUGGUUUCAGAUGGUAUUUUUAACUAUUCGGCAGCCCUGGUCCCUUCUCUCAUCCCUGGCAACCGCGCAAAUAUUUUGUUUACAUCCGAAACGAAGAACGACAUGAACUACUUUCCCAACUAUUACUCCAUCGAGGAUAUAUUCGUGACCCAGGAGAAGGUGGAGUGCCGCGUCAACACCAAGCUGCAGCGAAUGGGUUUCCUGGACUCCGGCGCCGACUCGAAUGAUUUGGAGCCGGGACGCACAAUCAACCUGCCGCUGUGGUACAUCAAGGAGCUGAAGGUGAACAAUGCCUACUUCACCAUAUCCGUGCCGGAGAUCUACCGAAACGUGCACAAGGCCGUCUGCGAGGCGGAAACCACGCACAUUGAGCUGGGCCGGCUGCAUCCGUACUUCUACGAGUUUGGCCGCUACCUAACGCCCUAUGACCGUAACCAUGUCAUCGGUCGCAUCAUUUUCGAGACAAUGCGCCAGCGCGUGCGCCACUUGUUGGACAUAUCCAAGAGCGAUGGACAGAGCGGCAAGUCGGAUCUGCGGUUGGACAACAUCGAGGCCAAGCUGCACGAGGCGGGAGUGCGUACAAACAGCCAGUAUAUCGACUGGCUACAAAUGACGGGCAAUAAGAUUCGCACCUCGGAGCUGGUAGAGGAGCACCAGAAGAAGCGGCGACGAGCGGACCGUAGUGAUGACGAGAGCGAGGGCUUGCCUAACAGCAAGCGUGCCACCCUGUGAUGACCUCCAAAUAGUAUCAUUCCCGGCCAUUGAAGCACUGUCUGUUUUUUAUUCGUUUUGUGUGGAACUCUGUAGCAACUUUAUUUCGACCAUUCUGGCGGCACUGGUGACCGUUCCACCACUCAAAAUACACUCAUCCUAAGCAUCGUCCACGGCUACAUACAUAUACAUAUAGUUCAAAAUACAUGCGCUCGCGGGCAUACAUCUAAAUACAAUAUUGUGUGUGGUGUAUACAUAUAUGUAUAUAGCUUGGUAUAUAAGUGGUUAAGUUGUAAAUACACAUAGCUAAGCAUCAUCGAGUCUCCAGGGAGCAUCCUUUCAACAAACAUUGUGGCGCCAUGUUAUUGUUAUUAUUACAUAUAAAUAGUUAACUACAUAUAUAAUUACACAAUCUUGUAAGCUCAAUUAAAAUUUGAUUUUGUGCUAGUUUCACAUGACAGUUCAUAAAAUAAACCACGGUUAGUUCGUCCUACAAACAUUCAUAUACCAUCGGAGGGGACCGUAAAAUCAUAUUUAUGGAUAGCUCUGGUUCUAUAUUGGAAGAGGUUCUCAGCGUUUGGAACUUUCUCAAAGAGUUGUAUAAUAGGAAGCCGCAAAGUCAUGCUCAAUAUAUUGUUUGCCUUUAGUUAAAAUUAAAAUAAUAUUCCAAUAUUUAUAACAACUCUCAAUGGUAUAAGCCAGAGCUCAAAAGGCUGGGGUCUCGAUUCCCUAGUCGGUUUGAGAUCAUCCCUCUUGCAUUCUCUAUUUUCCUGAAGUUUCAUUCUGGAAGAGAAGAGGGUCGAUCAAAACCUCAUUUUACGAGCUCUCCGAGAGAGAAAAGCUAGAUGGUUUCACACGGUCCCCGUUUACAUACAUCAUAUUAUCUAUAAUCUUUCUAAUCCCUAUACACAAUCUGUGUCUCCUUUGCUUAGUUUCACAAUCUCAACAAUUAGAGUUAAUAGGUACACUAGAUCGAGGCUGGUUAAUGUCCUGAUCCUCUACUGCCGCUGGCUAUUCACAAUUUAUAACAGAU
Drosophila serrata is the source of this 1807-nucleotide messenger RNA. RefSeq names its product DNA replication complex GINS protein Psf3 (gene Psf3). Lineage: Eukaryota; Metazoa; Arthropoda; Insecta; Diptera; Drosophilidae. Gene Ontology annotation, cellular component: GINS complex. Gene Ontology annotation, biological process: mitotic DNA replication initiation. The record is from RefSeq and is a predicted model, not a curated record.